AUGCCGGGCCUGGCUCAGGCAUCCCAGGGUUGCAGGCGAUCGCGACGCCUGGGCGUCGAUGGCGGCGUGCAAAGGAAGACGAUGCGGAGGGAAGGCGCCUGGGGGUGCCGGGGCGGGUCGCGGGCGGCCAAGGGCGAAGCCGUUGGAGAGGGGACCUUCGGCGUGGGCUGCCCAGCGGUGGACCCUGAGGUCCGCGACCUGGGGAUGGAGCACAGGGCGGUCCUGGUGGUGCCCAGCGUGUGCAGCGCCGACAUCCGGCUAGACGUUGCGGGCGGGGCCCUGUCGGUGUCCCUGCUGGGACCGUGCGGGGAGUCCCGGCCCCUGUGCCAGAUCUCGAUCCCGGACGGCGUGGAGGAGGAUUACAUCACCGCGGAGGUGGCGGGGGUGAUUCUGACAGUCGUGAUGCCCAAGGCGGUGCCGAGGCGAGUGCGGAUGGCGGAUCCCGAAGACGGCGCCGGCUGGGGCCCGCUGGCGCCGGACGGCCGCGCCGGCAUGAUUGGCGAUUGGCUGGUCGAGGUGGGAGUGAACGGAUACCGAUUGUUGAGGCCGAUUCCGCCGGCUUGCUGGGGCCCCAAGGGGGUGCAGGUGGUGCUGAUGGGCAGCAGGGUGGCGGUGUGUGGGGAAGGGGGGGAGGCGCUGGACGGCUUCCGGGCGCCCGAGGACGUGGACCAGGAGGGCGUGUUCGCGUCGGUGGCGGGCGGGCUGCUGGUGGUGGUGAUGCCCAGGCGAGGGGCCGAGGGCCCGGAGGGGUGA
Molecule: messenger RNA, 753 nt
Organism: Ostreobium quekettii
Lineage: Eukaryota; Viridiplantae; Chlorophyta; Ulvophyceae; Bryopsidales; Ostreobiaceae
Source: the annotation of a GenBank genome assembly